Paramecium tetraurelia is the source of this 1173-nucleotide messenger RNA. RefSeq lists its product as uncharacterized. The record is from RefSeq and is a predicted model, not a curated record. The transcript has 3 exons. Gene Ontology annotation, molecular function: anaphase-promoting complex binding; protein binding; ubiquitin ligase activator activity. Gene Ontology annotation, cellular component: anaphase-promoting complex. Lineage: Eukaryota; Ciliophora; Oligohymenophorea; Peniculida; Parameciidae. Gene Ontology annotation, biological process: positive regulation of anaphase-promoting complex-dependent catabolic process; anaphase-promoting complex-dependent catabolic process; positive regulation of ubiquitin protein ligase activity.
AUGGAUCGAUUUAUACCAAAAAGUAAAUCGAAAUUACUAUAUCAAUCACACACAUAAUCAAACUACAACGACUUGAUGUAUCACAUAAACGAAGAAAAAGUCUUAAAUUUUGGAAACGGCAAAUAAUAACAGAAUUUUCCAAUUUCCUUCCUAGAUUAGUUACAUAAUUAAUACAAAUUGCCUUAACAACAAAUAGUUAGAUAAAUCAGUGCAAUUCCAGAGAAGAUUCUAGAUGCUCCAGACAUUGCAGAUGAUUUUUAUCUGAAUAUAUUGGAAUGGGGAAACAACAAUGUAUUGUCAGUGGGAUUGCAAAACAAAGUGUACUUAUGGAAUGCUUCGAAUUAACAUAUCGAACAACUUUUAUAAGCAACCUCAAAUGUGACAUCAGUUAAUUGGAUUAAUGACCAUAUUCUGGGCAUAGGAUUCGAUGAUGCUUCUAUAAAGAUAGUUGAUGUUUGUUCCUCUUAAACAAUAACUUAGUUAUAUUAUCAUAAUGAAAGAGUGUCAACAAUGAGUAGUAGUUUCGAUUUGUUGUCAAGUUCAGGUAGAGAUAAUGUGAUUUUCAAUCAUGAUCUCAGAGAGAAGAAUAAUAAUGUAGUUGGAGUAUUCUAGAAACAUACCUAAGAGGUUUGUGGAUUGAAAUGGAAUUCGUCUGGUAGUACUUUGAGUAGUGGAGCAAAUGAUAAUUAAUUAUUGCUUUGGGAUAGACGAUAAAUGUCCUUACGUUAAUCUUGCCAAGGUCAUUGUGCUGCUGUCAAAGCAAUGGCCUGGUGUCCUUGGUUACAAAAUACUCUUGUCAGUGGAGGUGGAUCAAAUGAUAAAACUAUCAAAUUUUGGAAUGCUGAUACUGGCACUUGUUUUAAGAGCAUUGACACAGGAUCGCAAGUUUGUGCUCUGCAAUUUUUGCCAAGAUAUAGAGAAUUGAUAUCAUCUCAUGGCUUUUCUAAAUUUUAAAUUAGUAUAUGGAAUGCUGAUUAAAUUUAGUAAGCCAAAUUAGUAUAGGAAUUACAGGCUCAUAAAUCGAGAGUUUUGCACUUAGGAAUAUCUCCUGAUCAAUCUAUGCUGUGUUCGGCUGCAGGAGAUGAGACAUUGAUAUUUUGGAGGCUGGGCACAGAACAAAAUAAUCAAAAUAAAUAGGAGAUGUGUUCCAGUAAAAAUUUAUUUCUCAGAUGA